Molecule: messenger RNA, 1122 nt
Organism: Neolamprologus brichardi
Lineage: Eukaryota; Metazoa; Chordata; Actinopteri; Cichliformes; Cichlidae
Source: RefSeq, a predicted model, not a curated record
AUGGACAGCUCUUUCCCACAACAGCAUGAAUGUGAGGAGGAACUGGUUUUUGGGGACCAGGAGAGAAACUUCAGCCUCGACCAGGAGGAUCCAGAGCUUCCACAGAUAAAAGAGGAACAGGAGGAGCCUUGCACCAGUCAGGACGUAGAUCAGCUUGUAGUGAAGCAGGAGACUGAAGGCAUUAUUAUCUUCAUGGUGGCUCCUACUUAUGAGGAAAGUGAGCCAGAGCUGGACAGUGAACGUCUCCUUUCUUACAGCUCUCCUGAACCAGAGAGCAGAGAUCAGCAAGACAACUUUCCAGUGUCAGAGAGUCAGCGUAAAACUGACACAAGCAAGAAGUUUGUGAAAUGUGAGAUUUGUGGAAAAACCUUUGAGUAUAGAUCCAAACUAACGAGACAUAUGAGAGUUCACACAGGUGAGAAGCCACAUUCCUGCAGCACCUGCGGAAAAAGAUUCAGCCUGAUGAUAAACUUGAAAACUCACAUGAGAAUCCACACGGGUGAGAAGCCGUAUUCUUGUGGCAUCUGCGGAAAAGAAUUUAGAGACCAAUCGACGUUCAAGAAGCACAUGACGGUUCACACGGGUGAGAAGCCUUAUUCUUGUAGCACCUGCGGGAAAAGCUUCAGUCAGAAACCAACGCUGGAGAGACACCAGAGAAGCCACACAGGCGAGAAGCUGCACUCCUGCGGCACCUGUGGGAGGGAAUUCAGUCAGAUGAUAAACUUGAAAACUCACAUGAGAAUUCACACAGGUGAGAAGCCUCAUUCAUGUGGCACCUGUGGGAAAAGCUUCAUUCAGAGGAUACAGUUACAAAGACACAUGAGGAUUCACACUAGUUAAAAGUGGGAGAACUGUCAGAUGAAGCAGUCCACUAAGAAGACAGAUCAGAGCAGAUCCGAUGACCUCCUUCAUUAAAAAACUCUGUAUUGUUUAUUGUAUGUAGGGGUGGGAGAUAUAGACUCAAAAUAAUAUUUCAAGAAAUGCACAUUUAAAAAAAUAACGUACAUUUUUAUCAGCUCGGCAGGCAGCAGCAUUUAUGUGUAAGUAAAUGAAGGAUUUUCCAUCUUUCUCUUCCAGUGAGCUGCUGUCACUGAUGACAGCUUAGCUAAUUCAAAGUGUGAA